Molecule: messenger RNA, 366 nt
Organism: Lathyrus oleraceus (garden pea)
Lineage: Eukaryota; Viridiplantae; Streptophyta; Magnoliopsida; Fabales; Fabaceae
Exons: 4
Coding region: 4-366 (120 amino acids)
Source: RefSeq, a predicted model, not a curated record
UUGAUGCGGGGAACUGAAUUGUGUAACCGAUUCAAUUUUAUUGCUGCUUCCCGUAUCAACACAACGUUUAUAACGAAAAAUCCAACAUCCGUAAUGAAUGAACUAGUCGAUAGAUUCAUGGUGGGCGGCGAUAAUACUACACCCAGUUUGUAUUUUUUACCGUUUAAUUCUGGCAACGGUGGUCACUGGGUGUUGGUUGCUAUGGAUCUUUCGAGACUAAUGAUGUAUUAUCUCGAUUCGUUACCGGGUAAUUGGAGUAAAUAUCCGAGUAUGAAGAAGACGGUUGACGUGGCAAUACUAAAAUUUAGAUCGAAAAAGAAUUAUUGUAAUAGGAAGGACAUUACCUGGGUCAGACUUCGUAACUAA